This is a messenger RNA of Trichomycterus rosablanca, 782 nucleotides long. RefSeq lists its product as uncharacterized. The coding region runs from base 99 to 764 and encodes 221 amino acids. The transcript has 4 exons. The record is from RefSeq and is a predicted model, not a curated record. NCBI's taxonomy places the organism in Eukaryota, Metazoa, Chordata, Actinopteri, Siluriformes, Trichomycteridae.
AGCAAAAAUACAGAUUUAUUAUUAAUGAGGAAAGUAAAAUAUGAUUAAUUGUUUAAUUUAAAGAUCACAAUUACUGUGUGAAGUUACAGCCACGCGAAAUGUCACACAUUACAUCCAAGAACCAAGCUGAAAAAGGAAGUUCCAUGCCUGCCCAGCCUCCACCUCCCUCUAUAGCCGUCAACGAGGUGCACACUGUCCCUGGCUGCUUCACAGAGUAUGAGUGGUCAUGUAUUUUAUCUCGGGAGGAGGGCGAGGAGAUUGUGGCAGAUAUCCUGGAUGAACUCAUGAACUGUGUGAUGGAAAAGUGUUAUAAAUUGCACUUUAAGAAACAGCUAAUACCGUUCUGCAUGGACUGGGCAAGGAAUUCCAUGAUCCAGGUAAUAAAGUUGCAGUACCUAAGUCGUGAUGAAGGGGAUAGUGCAGACACCAUCUCAGCUUUGCGGGAGGAUACAGAACCUUCACCUUCAACUAUAGAUGCUUGGGCUGAAGGCUGUGUGCCAGUUAUAAGAGUCUUAAACUUUUCACAGGAGGUUACGUCUGAUAAACCAGAAGCAAACGUUAAAGAUCUACAACAAAAGCAGAAAUCCCAGCCAAAGAAGAAUACAGUGGGGAAAAAACGAAGUGGCAGGACUGUAAAACUAAUACCAGCUUCUCAUGCAAAGUUGGAACUGGAAAGAAAACCACAUCCACCCCAGAGCCCUUCACCAGGCGGGAUAAAGUUUACACCAAAAUAUAUCACAGUACCAGACAUACUGACUAAAUAGAAGCACAUUAAUUUCUAA